UCAAAUAGCUUACAUAAACAUUGUAAACUAUUUGACUGAUGUAGCUUAAAUAUUGCCUACAAUAUUUCACAUGGACAAUUUCCCGAACAAGUGUAAAAACGAAUGGGUCGUUAUAUUUAAGGCCAACUGAAACGUCUUCAUUAGCCUUUAACACACUUCAUUACAUUUAAUUAACUUGAUUAAAAUAGCCUACACAUUGACAGGUCAUAACGACAGACUACAAAAAGAAAUAAAAAUAACCACGUAGAUACUCAUUCAGAAACUGCUGGUCUACGUCAUUGGUUUCUGCGUAAACGUGUUUUGGCGCAAUGCAGCUUGUUUGUUGAGCCACGUUAAUCAGGAACUACUAGCCUCUUGGGGGAGGGCUUAGUCUUUCUUGGACCUGCCCACAUUUAAUUAUAUUUCUUGGAACUCACACAUUUUUUUCUUCAGAAUGGAAUCAGAAUGUCUGGAACUAAGGAGCUCCUGUUUCGCACCCUAAGUGAUUUAACUGAAGAUCAGUUAAAACACUUCAAAUCUAAAUUGUGCGACUGCGAGCUGAAGCCUCGAAUUCGUAGAGGCGAAGUCGAGAAGGCAGACAGAUUGGAUCUUGUGGACAUACUAAUCUCCAGACACACCACAAAUAAGGCCGUUCCAGUCACCAUCCGUAUUUUAGAGUCUAUGAAUUGCAAUGAUUUAGCUACCGAACUGAAUGAAAUCCAAGGGGAGCUUGGUUCCGCGCGGGGAGAAGGCGCGAGCAGUGGAGGAGCGGCAAAUCCGGAAGCUGCAGAAACGCACUUCGUUGACGUCCACCGCACAGUCCUGAUCGAGCGAGUCACCAAUACGUGCGCCAUCCUGGACCGGCUGCUGGAACGCAAGGUUAUUACCCAAUCGGGCUAUGAGGAGGUUAUGGCAGAGCGCACAAACCAGAACAGGAUGAGAAAAAUAUUCAGCGGCCCCAUGCAUUCAGGGGGUAAACUGGCGAAAGAUGCGCUGUGCGAGAUCCUGGAGUCGCAAGAGCACUUCCUCAUGAACGAGCUGAAGCAGCUUCGGGGGUGAAGAGAGAGCUUCCGGAUCAGGACAAAAUGGGGGAAGUGCAGAAUCCACGGGACGAUUCCUUUCCUUUGUGCGUUUUUAAGAAGAACCCAAGAAAAGGAAUUCCUGUUUACUGAUUUAUUUCAAUAUAUUUUCUUAUGCAUAAUAUUUUUUAAACUUCAUACGCGUGUUAUCUUAAACAACUGAGGUUGUGCUUUGCUGGUGAUGAUGGUGAUUGAGUUUUGGAUUAAAUAUGAUGAGUGAAACCUUUCAAAUGAAAUAUGACGAAUGAAAUCUCUCAAAUAAAAAAAUAAUGAUA
Anguilla anguilla (European eel) is the source of this 1333-nucleotide messenger RNA. RefSeq names its product PYD and CARD domain containing (gene pycard). Lineage: Eukaryota; Metazoa; Chordata; Actinopteri; Anguilliformes; Anguillidae. The coding region runs from base 445 to 1038 and encodes 197 amino acids. Gene Ontology annotation, biological process: regulation of apoptotic process; inflammatory response; innate immune response. The record is from RefSeq and is a predicted model, not a curated record. The transcript is spliced from 3 exons.